AACAUACGCCUUUCUAUUUCCACGUUCUCUCUAUAUUAUUCUUUCCCUUGAAAACAUAAAACUUUAACCCCUAAAAUUCAAUCAAGGAGAAAGAGAAGAAGAGAGAACAAAAAAAAAAAAAAACCAGAAGCAAUGUCUUAUUCUUCCCUCAAAUUGCCAAUCUUGUUCAUUCUCUCCUCUCUUCUCCAUGCCGCUUUAGGGGAAGAAAUAGUUUGCGAGAAUCUGCCCACGAAUAUGUGCGCGUUCUCAAUAUCGGCUUCGGGGAAAAGAUGUUUAUUGGAGACAGCUAACGUCGCCGGAGAAUACACUUGCCGGACUUCGACGGUGGAGGUGGAAGGGAUUGUAAACCACGUGGAGAGCGAUGCUUGUGUAUCCGCUUGUGGAGUUGAUCGGAAAACCGUAGGGAUCUCGUCGGACACAAUGAUGGAGGCAGGAUUCGCCGCUAAGCUUUGCUCGCCGGCUUGUUUGGACUAUUGCCCUAACAUUCUUGAUCUCUAUUUCAAUCUCGCCGCCGGUGAAGGUGCAUUUUUACCUGAUCUGUGCGAUGCUCAACGGAUAAAUCCCCGCCGUUCAAUGCUGGAUAUCCUCAGCUCCGGCGCCGCUCCCGGCCCUAUCUCCGAUGUCUCAUCGCCUGCUCUAGCUCCGGCUCCUAUGUAAAAUUAAAUGGUCUUAAUUUCACGUGUGUUUCAUGAUUUAAUUAUGUUUAACAUUUUGAUUGAUGAUGAUCCAUAUAUAAUGGAUCAUCGUAUCUUACAUUUAUAUGAAUUGUUUCAUAUGAGAGAUGAGGAUACAGAGUGAGUUUGAUUUUUGGUUCUCGGUUUCUUAACAUU
Eutrema salsugineum is the source of this 830-nucleotide messenger RNA. RefSeq lists its product as uncharacterized. The record is from RefSeq and is a predicted model, not a curated record. The transcript has 3 exons. Bases 133 to 657 code for a protein of 174 amino acids. Lineage: Eukaryota; Viridiplantae; Streptophyta; Magnoliopsida; Brassicales; Brassicaceae.